Messenger RNA from Enhydra lutris kenyoni (northern sea otter), 837 nucleotides. Its product is annotated as aquaporin 6. Gene Ontology annotation, biological process: transmembrane transport. The transcript has 4 exons. NCBI's taxonomy places the organism in Eukaryota, Metazoa, Chordata, Mammalia, Carnivora, Mustelidae. The coding region runs from base 22 to 837 and encodes 271 amino acids. The record is from RefSeq and is a predicted model, not a curated record. Gene Ontology annotation, molecular function: nitrate transmembrane transporter activity; water channel activity. Gene Ontology annotation, cellular component: plasma membrane; apical plasma membrane.
GGUGGGUGAGGCUGGGCCAGCAUGUUGGCCUGCCGGUUCUGGAGAGCUAUCAGCAGGGCGCUGUUCGCCGAGUUCCUGGCCACGGGGCUGUACGUGUUCUUCGGGGUGGGCUCAGCCCUGCCCUGGCCCUCGGCGCUCCCCACCGUGCUGCAGAUCGCCAUCACCUUCAACCUGGCCACGGCUGUGGCUGUGCAGGUCACCUGGAAAACCAGCGGUGGCCACAUCAAUCCUGCCGUGACUCUGGCCUUCCUCGUGGGCUCCCAAAUCUCCCUGCCCCGUGCCGUGGCCUAUGUGGCUGCCCAGCUGGCAGGGGCCACUGCGGGGGCUGCUCUGCUUUAUGGGGUCAUCCCAGGAGACAUCCGAGAGACCCUUGGAGUUAACAUGGUCCGGAGCAGCGUCUCAACAGGCCAGGCCGUGGUUGUGGAGCUGGUUCUGACCCUGCAGCUGGUACUCUGUGUUUUUGUUUGCACCGACGGCCGGCAGGCAUCGGGCUCCCCGGCCACCAUGAUGGGGAUCUCUCUGGCGCUGGGGCAUCUCAUUGGGGUCUACUUCACAGGCUGCUCCAUGAACCCGGCCCGCUCCUUCGGCCCCGCCAUCAUCGUUGGGAAGUUUGAGGUCCACUGGAUCUUCUGGGUGGGACCCCUGGCCGGAGCUGUCCUGGCUUCCCUGAUCUACAACUUUAUCCUCUUCCCUGGCACCAAGACCAUGGCCCAGCGACUGGCCAUCCUCAUGGGUAGUGAAGAAGUGGAGAAAGUGGCAGAAGAGGAGCCCGAGAAGAGAGAAUCCCAGUCCAGUUCAGGGGACACAGAAUCGGGGAACACGUGUCAGACAGUAUAG